Molecule: messenger RNA, 681 nt
Organism: Quercus robur (English oak)
Lineage: Eukaryota; Viridiplantae; Streptophyta; Magnoliopsida; Fagales; Fagaceae
Product: disease resistance protein RPV1-like
Exons: 1
Coding region: 82-597 (171 amino acids)
Biological process (GO): signal transduction
Source: RefSeq, a predicted model, not a curated record
UUCGUUUUAAUUUGUUUCUUCAAUUUUAACUGAAUGUACUUUUUAUCUAAUUUUUGGUUCAACAUUUUCUAGGAUAUUUCAAUGGCUUCCAUGAGCACUGAAAGAGCCUUGUCACCAUCAUCAUCUUCUUCUUUUACACCUCGAUGGAAAUACGAUGUGUUCCUAAGUUUUAGAGGCAAGGAUACCCGAAAUAAUUUUACAGACCAUCUAUAUUUUGCUUUGAAACAGAAGGGCAUUUUCACUUUUAGAGAUGAUGAAAAACUAGAGAGAGGAAAAUCAAUUUCACCAGAGCUUUCAAAAGCAAUAGAAGAAUCAAGGUUUGCUAUUGUCAUAUUCUCAAGAAACUAUGCAUUUUCUACAUGGUGCCUAGAUGAACUCGCAAAGGUCAUUGGAUGUGUGAAAGAGAUGGGAAUGAUAGUUCUGCCAAUUUUUUAUAAUGUGGAUCCAUCUGAUAUACGGAAACAAAUUGGAACUUUUGCACAAGCUUUUGCUGAACACGAAGAACGUUUUGAGGAGAACAUAAAGAAAGUGCAGAAAUGGAGAGAUGCUUUGAGAGAGGCGGGCAACCUCUCUGGGUGGCACUUACAAGAUAGGUAAUUUAAUUUGAGAUAUAUUUUUCUUCUGUAUGUGUCAAACAUCUCUCCCUAUAUUUACCGUGUGAAUUAUACUAUCAAACAUAUA